Molecule: messenger RNA, 2627 nt
Organism: Tribolium castaneum (red flour beetle)
Lineage: Eukaryota; Metazoa; Arthropoda; Insecta; Coleoptera; Tenebrionidae
Product: ankyrin repeat domain-containing protein 33B
Exons: 8
Coding region: 340-1827 (495 amino acids)
Molecular function (GO): protein binding
Source: RefSeq, a predicted model, not a curated record
CGUUCGGCUUUGAUUUGUGUGCCAGUGGAUUAUUGUCGUGAAAAAUUAAACAAAUCUUGAAAUGGCUGAUAUGGUUCUGUGUUACGUAAGUGCAGACAAUGUUACUUUAAGGGUUCAUACAUUGUACCGCAAAAAAAAAUCGGGCGUGACCUGUUUUGUGUCGGUUUGUUCUUUACGUAAGACGUGUUUUAAAGUACUUUGCGGGAAUGUGAAUAAAAGGCUUCGAACGUCGUCUUCUAGAGACUGUGGAAGAAAAUUAGUCAACAAGUACCCAGAGCAAGGGUUGCACCACGUCGACUUUGUGAACAAUUUUUGAUUUGAAGAGGACGAUUUUCAAGAAUGGUCGUUUCAAGAAACACGGUGCUGCGGCCUUGCAUUAAAGAGGUAAUUUUUGUUUCGGGAGUUCACCAGCAAACUCUUCGCCCUGUUACGAAAAGAGUCUCAGAGCUUCCCUCGCUUCGCUACGGCACAGUUGGGGCCAAGGCGGCCAGCACAGGACCCCUCAGAGUAGCAAGUGUCACAGGCAAGAAAAAGGAGGCACGGAAUUCCAAUGAGGGCAAAACUUGCCGGACUGCUCGCCGCGUGCGCUUCGCGCUGCCCCCCACAGAUGUCAGUCCGUGUGUUGGCGGCGGUGGCGUCGUUUCUCCGCCGGUGGCGGGAGACGGCUGGUUACGAACUCGCGCUCCUUUCAGUAAGCGUUCAGAUGCACAUCGUUCAGAAAGCGUCGGAGUUUAUGCUUCAGACGCCGUCGUCGAUUCACGUCGCGCCGUUCCAGUCACUGCUUCACCGGGAGUCCGGAACAGGGUUCAUCCCACAGGAAGAUACAUCCGGGGCACGCUGUCUCCAACGGCCAACGCUUCGCCGCACGCGGCCGCCUCUCCAGAGGGACAGGCCCUUCUGAGGGCGGCCCGCGAUGCCGACGACCAUCUCCUGCGGGACCUCCUGAGGAGGGCUGCCCUGGUGGGCAUCGCCGAGAGUGACUUGAAUGCGGGUGACAGCAGCGGAAGGACGGCACUGAGCUACAUCGCAUCGAACGGAUCAAUAGACUUAUUGGAACAAAUAUUACAAUUACCGAGUUUGGAUCCCAACAAACCCGAUAACGAAGGCAAUACUCCCCUGCAUUUUGCUGCUCAAGCUGGACAAGUUGAAUGUUUAAACUGUUUGUUGAGUCGUCGAGGAAUCGAAAUCGAUGCUAGGAAUAAUUUAGGUUUUACGGCUUUGAUGAAAGCUGCGCUUCAAGGAAGAAACAAAUGUGCCAAAUUAUUACUGUUCGCAGGAGCGAAUCCAACAUUGCGUGAUAAUGGACGUGGAUUUCGUGCCGAUCAGUGGGCGAGAUUUUGCGGUCGGUAUGUUUGUGCCGAUGUUAUUGAGAAGCAUGCAAGACAACGACUUUUGGAGAGAUCGACGUCGUAUGGGAAUUGGGGCGGAGAGAACGAGCUGGGGGCUAGAGUCCUUAUGGGAAAAGUCGUGCCCGUUCCGCCGAUUCCGCAACAGUCCUCGAACGGCCUCAAGUCGAAGCUGAAGAAGGUCUUUCGCACGUCUUCCGGUACAGGUCGCCAUGAAGACUCCUAUUCCAGUGCCAGAUUAGUCACCCAGUUGACUUCGGCCGCGUUAUGCGCCAGCUCCCCCGUUCUUCCAUCGGCCCCCACAGUGCCCCCGGUGGUCAAAUCCCUGAUCCGCCCCCUAACCGUCCCCAAACUCCAGAUCACUUUAGUCAACAACAACGGCGAUUACCCCAACAACAACCUCACUAAUGGGGUGGCGAAGCCGCCCCCUGACAGCAAAACGCCCAUCAUCAAGCCAGCGCGGACAAAAAAGAAGAAAUAGCAAAAGCGUGGCCUCUGCAGAUGUUAGAGCCGCAAUGAAGACACGAGAGACUGGUCGUAGGGUUGUAGUUUUACAAUUGUGAUUAUUGUAUAGAGUUUUUUUAAUACGUAUUUAUUAGCACAAUAAUCUAUCGUGGAUAACACCAUAAAUUAAGUAAAUAAAUUCAUUAUGCGCCGGUCACACGUUUCGGGAAUUUUAAUCGGGAAUGAAUCACACGAUUUGUGUGCUUGGGCACAUUUCCAAAACCAAUUUGUUAACACACACAACGGGAAAUAAACCGUUUAUUUAUUUAAUUUAUUGUCAAGGUGGUUCUACAUGACAUUUUAAUCUUACGUUUCUGGGUAUAGUUUGAUAAAAUCCAAUUGUAUUUUGGUGGCAGUUUACACGUUUUAUUGGCCUUCAACCAUAUCAACGUUAUGGGGAACAAAGUCGUAACAUUAUUCUGUUUAAGCCUAGCUUCUAGCCUUCAUCUUGUGAUACGAUAUUGGCAUGUCUUAGAUAUUAUAUUAAAUAACAAAACAGCUUAGACGACUGAACCUGCCACUAUACCCGUGCUUGUUAAAUAAUAAGGAAUUAUAUUCUUUGCUUGUUACCUUUCAAUGUGUAUUACAUAUCUGUGUCUCUGUCAGUACUACACAGAGCUGUGGUUGUGUUUUUAUUAAUUAUAACCGAAAGAAUUGUUAGAGUUACCUACCAGGAAGACUAACCCAGAAUAUUGCGGAGGACGUAUACUGUUUUGAUGUUUUUAUUAUUUUUUUUAAUCGAUGUACUUAUUUCAAAAUAAAUCUUUUUAAAAACUG